Ceratina calcarata is the source of this 3321-nucleotide messenger RNA. RefSeq names its product TOM1-like protein 2. Gene Ontology annotation, cellular component: endosome; membrane. Bases 231 to 1946 code for a protein of 571 amino acids. The record is from RefSeq and is a predicted model, not a curated record. Lineage: Eukaryota; Metazoa; Arthropoda; Insecta; Hymenoptera; Apidae. Gene Ontology annotation, biological process: signal transduction. Gene Ontology annotation, molecular function: phosphatidylinositol binding; clathrin binding; ubiquitin binding. The transcript is spliced from 9 exons.
GUGUUGGUGUCGUCGUCGUCGUCGUCGUCGUAUGGGUCGUACGUCGUACGCGAUAUGUAAUGUCUGGUAAUGUCUACCAUCGUCGUUCAGUAACAAGACAUUUCCAACGUCAUUGUUAAACAACGUUCAUCUCAAAAUCUGUGGCGUGACUUAUACUUGUAUGCACAGCACGUGAGUCACAGUAAUAUCGAUUUCGAUAAAAACAGCAAUUUCACGUACAAGGUGCGACAAUGUCAUUUUUCGGAGUAAACGUCAAUCCAUUCUCGACACCAGUAGGCCAAAAGAUUGAACAAGCUACCGAUGGUAGUUUACCAAGCGAAAAUUGGACGCUAAACAUGGAAAUAUGUGACAUCAUAAACGAAACAGAGGAUGGGCCGAGAGACGCGAUUAAAGCAAUUAAACGUCGGCUCAAUCAGGCCGCUGGCAAGAAUUAUACUAUAGUCAUGUAUACCCUUACUGUACUGGAGACGUGCGUGAAAAAUUGUGGGAAACGUUUCCAUGCCCUUGCUUGCUCGCGAGAGUUCGUGCAGGAACUGGUUAAGCUGAUUGGUCCGAAAAACGAACCGCCGACGGCAGUCCAAGAAAAGGUUCUGAGUCUGAUUCAAACUUGGGCAGACACGUUCCGUCAUCAGCCACACACUCAAGGAGUCGUCCAAGUGUAUCAAGAGUUAAAAGUGAAGGGCAUACAAUUUCCAAUGACCGACUUGGAUGCUAUGGCACCCAUCAUUACCCCGGAAAGAAGUGUACCCGAGAUGGAACAGAACGUCGUGAACGUACCCGCGUCAGAGCAACGAUCGGUAUCUCCGAACAAUAGUAUGCCGUCCCCGUCACCACCGCCGCCGCCGCCGCAAGUCCAAGAACAUCAGUCUUCUGCGCAAGUAGCUCAGCUGAACGAGCAGCAACUGGCCAAACUACAAAGUGAACUCGACGUCGUGCAACAGAAUAUGCGUGUCCUAUCGGAAAUGUUGGCGUACUUUACGAGUUCGGAUCAAAAUAGUUCAAUUCCGCAAGAACCCGAUGACGCGGACCUCGAACUUUUGACUGAGCUUCAUUCCACGUGCAAAGCGAUGCAAAAACGUGUCGUUGAUUUAAUUGGGAAAUUGGCGCAUGACGAAAUGACGGCAGAAUUGUUACGUAUCAACGAUGAAUUAAAUAAUUUAUUCUUGCGUUAUUCGCGUUACACGAAAAACAUGGCUGUCGCCGCGUCUACUAUUUUGGCACAAACGAUCGGACAUCCGCCGGCCAUGGAUUCGUCGACGGCGAUUGCUGCUAUUACUACUGGUACUGGUACUACUAGCACUACUACUCCUCCUACUACUAUCGGUACUACCGGUAAUACUACUACUACUACUACUAAGCAAGAAGCUGGUGGUGAUUCGCUCAUCGAUCUGUCCGAUGAAACUGAUGCUUUGGAAAAGAAAAUUACUGGAAUGGGCAUCACCGAUAAUAGCGAGAAAGAUAGGAUAGAUCGAAGAGAGAAAAAACAAGGUGAUAACGACGAAUUCGACAUGUUUGCACAAUCGCGCAAUACGUCUUACGAGACUACAAAAAACAGUGGUAGCAAAUACGAGGACAAUUUGGAGCAGGUGAGCGGAGGGAGUCUGAGCACGGCGAUUCUCAACCGCAGUAAUCCUAAAAAUCCCCAGCAGACUGCUUCUACAGUUGCUUCUACUACUGCUACUUCCCUGAACCGGGAGUCUGAAUUUAAUGAAAUGGCUGCGUGGCUAGAUCAUACGCCUGGAGCGCAUGGUGAUCAAGAAUCCCUGACAUCGUCGGAAUUCGAACGUUUCUUAGCGGAACGAGCGGCCGCGGCCGAAGCUUUACCAACUCUACCAGCCGUACCACCCGGUACCACAAACACCGGAAGCACCACGGAUUCGACAAACUCUGCCACCAUUCAACGCCAGAUCAACAAGGAUCAAGAUAAAUCUUUAUUCGCUCUUUAAAUUCUGCUAUCCAUCCGCCCCUACACACACACACACACACACACACACACACAGAGUUGGAUUUUAGCGAAGCUGAUGAGAAAUUAACAAUCAUCAAACAUACACUUUCUAAUCAAUUUUCGAUCGAUGCUUCAUCAUCUCGAUAUUAGUGGACAUUGCGCGCGAUGAUGGGUAACGGAGAGGAACGACACAGAGAGAAGAACAAACAAGACAUUUUGCGCUUACGUGUGUACUUGAGAAUAUAUAGCUGCGUACUAAACGACCGUGAAUUAGUAUUCGAUUGUGUUGUAAAAAUUUCAUAAUAUCGAGGUAAAUUAUUUGAAAAUAAUCGUUACGCGUAAAUAUAUUAUAUAUUACGAGAAAUAAAACCAUCAACUUAUUACAUGUUAAUUGUAUAUAAAACAAAACACAUUGUAAGCAGAACGAUAUUUGCGUUACAGUGCGUGUGUCAUGCGGUGGUGUGUGUGUGUGUGUGUGUGUGUGUGUGUACGCGCGCGUGCGCACGCGGUCUCAUGCCUUGGAGCCAUGUAUAAGAAUCAAUGAUUGAUUUGUCCAGUUACAUUUUCAAUUUUUCAAAUUUCCAGCUGGUCCAUAAACAAUGAAUAUCGAUAACGAUUAUCUACGAGACAAGCGAUUCACUUAUCCUGCUAGUCUAGAUUUAUUUUUCUACCCUCAAACUUGUGUCUCAAUUAUUUUUGUCUCUCGUAUCUAUAGACACGGUGGUUAGUGAGAAUUUUUAUUUUUCAUCUAGUAUCAUCAUCAUAGAUUAAUAUAAAUUUACGAUUAAUAACAAUGUUAUAUAACGUUGCGUACUGAUAUAUUGCAGAUAAUUAAUAUAUUCUAAAAUUAUAUUCUAGGAAUGUACUACUGUAUGUAUGAUUGAUAACGGCAAAGAGAAGGCUUGAGAAGUAAACGUUUACGUUGGUCUUUUUAACGCUAUUGUAUACUUGUCAUCAUUUUAUUAAGACGAGAGACCGAACGCAUUACGAAUGACGUGUAUUAUUGUAUAUCGAGAGAAUCAGCGUCCUUUAUGCAAUUUUAAAGAUGUGAUAAAAUGUAUUACAAAAAUCUGUUUAGCCAUCUUCGCGUGUUGCACCCUUUCUGUAUACCAGUGAACAAUUAUUAUUUUCGAAUGUCGAAUAGCCGCCAGUAUUUUUACUAAAUGUGUACGUUGUGUUUUCACAAACGUCCAUGUAUAGCGCUAAACGUAUUCAUUCUGUUAUAAAUGUUAUAGGAUAUAAGAGACGAGAUGCGUUAUCCUUUUGUGUUUAUUAUUAUACAUUUUUAAGAAGGGCGCGAAUUGGUAAAUAUAUUCUCAUUUGUAAAUCAUGUUUGACGACGUUCGAAUAAACAUGUGAAUAUAGUUUGUAAUCAA